AUGAACCAUCUUCUGAUUCCGAUUCCUUCUAGCAGAACAUCCUAUCACCAUCUUGAAUCACCGCGUCCCACUGAUCUUCCUAAUUAUUUACCUCUUGAGAAUCCGUAUUUCACAGCAAUUCGAAAUGAAAACACUCGACUCGACGAAUCCGGCAGAGAUCCACGUCACGUUCACGAGGAAGCGGUCGAGGAGAACGGCGACGAGUAUAUUCCGCAUUUCGAGUACUACGAAGGCGCUGAGGAUUUUCCCAUCAAGUCUCCUCCUGAGCAACAGGCGGCGUUAAUAUAUCAGCCUCCUACCAAAUACCACACGAUGGCGGUGCUUCCAGGCCGCUGCGUUCGUGGGUUUCUCGACUCGAUUUCGCUGAUCUUCAGCUUAGCUUUGGUCGUUUUGCAAUUCGGUUUGCUCGAUUGGUAUUAUAUUCAUGUUACUGGCGAGAACAUCUGGGCCGCAUGGAUUGGUCCCGAUUCACUAGUCGUCGUUCUUUUACUCGUCUUUGGAAUUCUGGCCAUCAAAUACAAUACUGUUCAAAUGGAAGAAGUCUGCUCUGUCGACAGUCGCGUUAAGUACGCUUGUUUCGCAUGGGGAGCUUACGCUGCCGUGCUCAUCUCCAAGAUCGCCGCCUGCUUCCGCCUCUUCUACGAGCAAAUCCCACCAGGACCACUCGACAACAACGACAAACUCUUUGACGACUUCUUGUUCAAAGCCGCCCUUUCCCUCUCGGUCCUCAUCUUCUUGUUCAUUUUCGAGGCCCACCACUACACACCGUUGGUGUCGGUACGCCAAAUUUACGUUUCCUACCUCGUCACCGCGAUCUGUCUCGAUCUCAUCGAUAAUAUCUACUUCCUUGACCUCCUCUGGCAAGCAUCCAAAGACAACUGGAAUCUGGAGUACUGGCUUGAAUUGACCAUUCUCAUCGUCGCGUGCUUCAACUUCUUCAUGCCAACAUUCGCCUUGUGGAAACUUCGUUACGCAAAAAUCCCGAGAUUCCUUCUUCUCAGCGAAAAAUUCUGGUCGUUCGUCUACGUUCUUGUUGUCAAUGGUCCCUUCCUCGGCCUCCGCAUCUAUCUUUACAUUGUUCUCGAAGUCCAACAGAAAGGAAAACGCUAUGAUCCAUCGUUGUUCGCCGUCAAGAACAUCGCAAUGAUCUACAUUGCUCUCCGCGAGCUCUGGACCCGUUUGCAGUACUGGAGAAUGAAGAGACGCGCCCAACUGUGCCGCAAUGAGCUUGCCGCUGCCAUUCAGAAUGAAGAAGAGCAACAUUAG
Caenorhabditis bovis is the source of this 1266-nucleotide messenger RNA. NCBI's taxonomy places the organism in Eukaryota, Metazoa, Nematoda, Chromadorea, Rhabditida, Rhabditidae. The record is from the annotation of a GenBank genome assembly.